Molecule: messenger RNA, 657 nt
Organism: Vicia villosa (hairy vetch)
Lineage: Eukaryota; Viridiplantae; Streptophyta; Magnoliopsida; Fabales; Fabaceae
Exons: 1
Coding region: 1-657 (218 amino acids)
Source: RefSeq, a predicted model, not a curated record
AUGGCUCAGUUGGCCGAUAGGGUUCACCAGGUCGAACGCUUAAAAGCUGAGAAGGCUAGAGCAAAUAAAAAUUAUAAAAAAGAAAGGGUUGCCUACGUCGAAGCCGACGAAGGAGAGCCUGCAUUUUUUGAAGACCAAUAUAGUUUCGAAGAUUUCGAAGUAGACUUGGCUGAAUUAAAAGACACAGCCUUCUGUAAAUUGCUUAUACCAUCAAACGGAAAAAACCAUGCCGAAAAUGAAAAGAAUGAUAAGUUUCCUAAGAAAACCUACACAUUUGAUGUGACUAAAUGUGAUGAAAUAUUUGAUUUACUUGUGAAAGAUGGUCAAAUGGUGAUACCUCCAAAUACUAAAGUUCCUCCGUUGGAACAACGGAAGAAAAGAGGUUACUGUAAAUACCAUAAUUUUCUGGGCCACCGAACCUCACAAUGUUUUCUUUUCAGGGAUCUUAUUCAAAAUGCAAUCAAAGAAGGCCGUUUGAGGUCUGCAGACAAGGGGAAGAACAAGAUGAAAGUGGAUGCUGAUCCCCUUAACAUUGCUGACACUAAUUAUGCUAAGCCUAUCGACGUCAACAUGGUCGAUAUGGUUGAAGUUGAGUCGAAAUAUUAUGUUAGCCUAGAAUAUUAUGUUACCUUUGGAACAGCUGUCAAGGGUAAAUAG